CAAUUCGAAAUUUCCUUUGAAACAAUUGCACGCAAAAGCAAGUGUUUCCAAAAUGUAGUUUCUUAUAGCUUGUCAUUAGACACGCUACAAAUAACGCUCGCAACUUUCAAUAAUUAUCAGUUUAUUGGUAUCUGUUGAAUCCUUCUUCGUUGUAAGAUGUCUGACGAUAAUUCAAUUCAUGCGAAACGCGCGCGACUCGCCCUCAGCUCUAAGACAACGAAAUUGGCUGAAACGGCUCUACCUAAAGUCUCAAAUCGCGUGCCCAAGUGCGCCCGCUGUCGCAAUCACGGCAUCAUCUCCGAGCUGCGCGGCCACAAAAAGCUCUGCACCUACAAGAGCUGCAAGUGUGCCAAGUGCGUUCUGAUCUUUGAGCGACAGCGCAUUAUGGCUGCACAGGUUGCCCUCAAGCGCCAGCAGGCGGUGGAGGACGCGAUUGCGCUGCGUCUGGUGGCAAAUAAGACGGGACGCAAAAUCGAGGCAUUGCCGCCGGGCAGCAUUUUCGGUUUGACCGUCACGCAGCCCAAGGAGCAGCCACAGUCAAUGCAGCAGCAGCACCAGGAGCGGGAGCCGGAGCGGGAGCAGGAGCAGGAGCAAAAACAGGAAAAAGAACAACAGCAGCAACAAGAACGCCAGAAACUGGAAUCCCAACCUGAAUCUCUAGCCGUCGCCGAGGAUCUGAGCGCAACGCGUCGCGACUUUGUCUCCCAGAGUGCGAUCGAUAUGCUGGCUCAGCUCUUUCCUCAGCGCAAGCGAUCCGUGCUGGAGCUGGUGCUCAAGCGCUGCGACCUGGACUUGAUACGUGCCAUCGAGAACGUCUCCGACGUCUCUGCCCAACCACCGCCGACGGAGCAAACGGCCGUGGAGCUGCUGCCACAGCUGCCGCCGCAGCCGUUGCAAUCCCUGCAGCUGGCGAUGCCACCGCGGAGCAGCGCCUUUCGCCCGGUCAUAGCAGAACAGUAUGCAUCGAAGGCCUCGUCGACGGCAGCCGCGGCCAUUUGUGCCUAUCCCAAGUGGUUCGUGCCGCUCUCCUUUCCCGUUACCAUGGGACAUCUGUCGAACCUGGCGCCGCGCUGCAACCUGCCCAACUGCAGCUGCUUGGACAGCUAUCAAUUCCACUAAC
Drosophila navojoa is the source of this 1120-nucleotide messenger RNA. RefSeq names its product doublesex-Mab related 93B (gene dmrt93B). Gene Ontology annotation, molecular function: RNA polymerase II cis-regulatory region sequence-specific DNA binding; DNA-binding transcription factor activity, RNA polymerase II-specific. Gene Ontology annotation, biological process: sex differentiation; regulation of transcription by RNA polymerase II. The record is from RefSeq and is a predicted model, not a curated record. Gene Ontology annotation, cellular component: nucleus. NCBI's taxonomy places the organism in Eukaryota, Metazoa, Arthropoda, Insecta, Diptera, Drosophilidae.